This is a messenger RNA of Triplophysa dalaica, 608 nucleotides long. It is a transcript of the gene crip1, whose product is annotated as cysteine-rich protein 1. The record is from RefSeq and is a predicted model, not a curated record. Gene Ontology annotation, biological process: regulation of gene expression; intrinsic apoptotic signaling pathway in response to DNA damage. NCBI's taxonomy places the organism in Eukaryota, Metazoa, Chordata, Actinopteri, Cypriniformes, Nemacheilidae. Gene Ontology annotation, molecular function: zinc ion binding. The transcript has 5 exons. Bases 156 to 389 code for a protein of 77 amino acids.
UGUGCAAACUCUUUUCACAGCGCUAUAUAUAAGGACUGUCGAUUAGAUGUGCUCAAACCAAAGGCGUGGCUGCUUGCAGGUGGACGCUGCUCUUCUCCAUCUCAACUCUCUACAAUCAGGACUUUUCUCCUUCAGGGAACUAAAAUACAGCAAACAUGCCUAAAUGCCCCAAGUGCGAAAAGGAAGUAUACUUUGCGGAGAGAGUCACGUCACUUGGCAAAGACUGGCACAGACCCUGCCUGAAGUGCGAGAAAUGCAAUAAGACCCUCUCGGCGGGCUCACAUGCAGAGCAUGAAGGGAAGCCCUAUUGUAACAACCCAUGCUACUCUGCGCUCUUUGGACCCAAAGGGUUUGGACGUGGUGGUUCUGAGAGCCACACAUUUAAAUAGACUGUUAGGUUUACUCCCUCUGAAACGGUGUUUAUAGAGGCACGGAUGCCACUAUUUUAUCCACCUAUAGCUAAACCAAAGAAAACAUGACCAAACAAUUUAGAAACUACUAAUUUGUGUAAAACGUUGUCUGCUAUAGCAGCACGGAAUGAUGUUUCACGUUUCUUCUUUUUGUAAUUGAACUGAACAUUGUAUACAUUAAAUGUCUGUUUUAAACUA